Messenger RNA from Neocloeon triangulifer, 1523 nucleotides. RefSeq names its product thioredoxin domain-containing protein. Lineage: Eukaryota; Metazoa; Arthropoda; Insecta; Ephemeroptera; Baetidae. The record is from RefSeq and is a predicted model, not a curated record. Bases 169 to 1104 code for a protein of 311 amino acids. The transcript has 7 exons.
CCCUCCCCCUCGACCCUUUCCUUUCCCUUUGAAGACUCGCAGCUGGCGAAACAAGUGUCCGUCGACGACGCCGGCUUUCGAGGAUUUCGCCACUUUCCCGGGACAUGCCCGCAUUCUAACCGGACCUCCAACUAGGCCAACAACUUAAGAGACCCUCACCUCGAAAAAAUGGCACCUCAUCAGCGUCUUCCGUCCUUGCUGCUGGUGUUGCUCCUCCUGCUGUGGGGUGCUCGCAGUGUGAAGAAGGAAGAUACCCUGGAAUUGGUCUCGGACGACGACCUCGUCAACCUGGUCCGCACCGAGAAACACGUUGUCGUCGCCUUCACGCAAAGAGACAAUGAGCAGAGUGAGAAAUUGGAGGACGCCGUGCUCGCCCUGAGAGAGGAUCUGGUCGACGCCCUUGGUGCCUGGGUCGUCAGGGUGGAGAACAGUGCCAUGGCCCGUCUGUACAACCCCAAAGCGCCAAACACACCCUUCAUCGUCUACUUCCGACACGGCGUCCCUCUGCUCUACGACGGUGACCUCGACGAAGACCUGAUCUUGCACACCUUCAGCAACAGCAAAGAGCCAGCCGUGCGAGAGCUCAACGACGACGUUUUCGAGCACCUGACUCAGGCGGCCACUGGGGCCACAACUGGAGACUGGUUCAUCAUGUUCUACGGAAUAACCUGCGUCGACUGCCAGCGCCUUCAGGCCACCUGGGAGGCUGUGGCCGCCAAGCUGAAGUCACGUCUGAACGUGGCCCGCGUCAACAUGCAGGUCAACGGAGCGGCCACCGGCCGUAGAUUCCGCGUCCACAAGAUGCCCACCUUCAUAUUCUUCCGGCAGGGCAAGCUGUACCGAUACCCACUGGACAAGCUGGACGUGCCCUCGCUCACCAGUUUUGCCACCGAGUGGUACAAAAAUGCCAGGGCUGAACCUGUGCCGACACCCCUCAGUCCGUUUGACGACCUGACUCAAGCUGUUGCCGACUGGUUGCGUUACACCGAGUGGCCGUGGAUGGUGGCCACCGGUGGCAGCUUGAUCGGCAUACUCGGCAUCUUGGCGUUCUGCAUGCUCGGCAAGAAGAAACAGGUGCAGAAGAAGCAGAAAAAAGCAAAGUAAGCUUUUGGAUCGAACAAGCCGAACCCCCGACUAAUUCCUUUCAGAUAUUACUGAGUGAGUUCAGCGAGUGUGCGUAAGUUUGUUUGACUCUGAUUAUCAUUAUUAUUUUUAUGUCGUUAUGAAAGAAAGAAAGCAAGUGUGGCGCGGUUGAAAGAAAAACAAAAGCUCUUCGUUUUGUUCCUGAAUUAAUUCUUAAGACUACAAUUUUUUACUCGACUAACAAAAUAUGAAAGUUUGCAACAACUAAUCAAGCCAAGCUUUUUGCCAUUCCCGGCGCUUGCGGCAAAAGUUCGGAACUUCUCGCUGCAGCGGCUUUUUGUACGGCUCUCAACUCACAGAGUUUGGAUAUAUUUUGAUAUAUAUAAAAAGUAUGAAAAUAAACGAGAUGAAAAAAAAACACGAGUGAAUAAAAAAAAAGU